GGAUUGGUGACACCUCCCGUGUAUAUAACCAGCCUUAAGCUGGCGGCUGCGUCGGGCACUGACACCAACGCCAACCCGGGCCUCCCGACGACCUCCGGCGGCCUCGCUCAGCCCAGCGUCGUUAUUCGGCGACGUGCGCAGUCGGGAUUGGGUCCGCGCCGCUCCCGCAGUGAUGUUGAGGGACGGGCGGCCCGAGUUCCAAUGAAGGAAGGACGCAAGCGAUGUUAUCCCGGAAGAAAAGUAAAAACGAAGCGUCCAAACCGCCCGAGGUCCAGGGCAAAUAUGUCAAGAAGGAGACGUCCCCGAUGCUGAGGAAUCUGAUGCCUUCGUUCAUCCGCCACGGACCGACCAUUCCGAGGCGCACUGACGUGUUAGCAGAAACGGGCUCGUCUGCUUACCCUUCGGCUGGUGAUAUGGUGGUUUCCCGAAACCAAAGUUUCCUACGGGGUCCUAUCCAGAGGCCGGCCCGUGAAAUCGUGAGGCAAGAGAGCAGCAGGCCUUCUGGACCUUCCUACGUUCCAAGAAAUCUGUCUGAAGUCCCUCGAGAAUAUGGUACCUCAUCUCAAUCCUUUCCACCUGAGAUAAACUCUGAGAAUGGAGAUGGCGGCCACUCGGGUGCCCGAUAUUACUAUCCUGACCCAUAUUAUGAUGACGGGCAAAGGCAUCGUCACUUGGCUGAGCGUUUCCGUGACGACCAAAGAUUCUUUGAUCAUAAUCACGAUCCUUAUUCACGGUUACCCCCGGGGCAGGGAAGACUGGCAGCGGGCAUAGGAAGAAUUCCUUCAACUUCCUUAGGAAACCUGACAAAUUAUGGCACCGAUGAAAUGCCUCUUCCUCUUGGCUGGACAGUAGACUGGACUAUUCGAGGAAGGAAAUACUUUAUAGAUCAUAAUACUAACACAACUCAUUGGAGUCAUCCGCUUGAAAGAGAAGGUUUGCCACCUGGGUGGGAGAGAGUCGAAUCGGCCGAAUUUGGAGUUUACUAUGUGGAUCACAUUAACAAGCGAGCUCAGUACAAGCAUCCCUGUGCGCCCAGUGUUCCUCGGUAUGACCAACCUCCACCUCUUCCUCCUCCUGUCACGUACCAACCAAGACCCCCUGAUCGAAACCAGCUCGUCCUAGUUCCGGCAAACCCAUACCACACUGCAGAGAUCCCAGAUUGGCUGAAGGUCUAUGCCAGGGCUCCAGUAAAAUAUGAUCACAUUCUGAAAUGGGAACUCUUCCAACUAGCAGACCUGGACACUUACCAAGGAAUGUUAAAACUGCUCUUCAUGAAGGAACUGGAAAGGAUUGUGAAGUCCUAUGAGGCAUAUAGACAAGCCCUUCUUACAGAACUUGAAAAUCGCAAGCAAAGGCAACAGUGGUAUGCACAACAUAGCAAGAAUUUUUGAUAACCUGCGAAUGUUUGAUGACCUGCGUAUGUGAAUACUAGAAGAUUUGUUUUCCUUCAAAGGACAAUAUUUUUGAGUCUAAUUGAGACUUAUUUUUUAUUGCAUUUCCUAUUAUAAAGUCAUGAAUUCAGCUCUGAAGGGAAAGGGGACUGUCCUUUCUAACUCCCAGCAACCUGACACAAAACAUUUUAUACUUCUAUUAAUGUUGACUUAACUGCCUUUUCUGUACAAAUCAAAUUUUUGCUCCAGAAUCAAUAUUAUAACCAGAAAGUCUGCUUUCUGUAGCUUUAUGCGUGGUUUGAGUGUUUUUUUUAAAAAGAAUGAUUUAACUUAAAGAGUAAAUUUUAAUCAAAUAAGCUAAAGCACACAACAGUGACUUGAUAAGAGAACUGAAAUAUUUGUUUACAUUCAAAGCCAAAUUCCCUGGGGUUUUCUUGUUAACAUUGGAAGCAAUGUUUAAUAUUUUAACACCAUUAUUAAAUGCCAACAAUCAUUGGUGUUACAAACAUGACAAACCAGUUUUAAGAUUGUAGACCUGAAUGAUUGGCUCUCCAUGACUUGACAUUUAUUGCUUUGACUCCACAUUUUGCACCUGAUGAGGACAAAUGAGAAUUUUGGCUCAUUUGCUAUUGCUUUCAACUGAUGUGGCAAAAACGAUCUCAAAGUCUAUUACAAAGAAUCAGGGAUACAAUAAGACUAAUUUGUAGUCUUGUUAUCUGUUAACUAAAGUCAUGUUUUUUGUAAAAAUUGUAAAUUGAUAGCAGUAGACUAUUUUCAUAGAUAUCAUGCAUUUAAAAUGAAAGAUUGAAAUUUCACACUAAGUGGUUUCAUCAAUUCAGUAGCAUACAGGAUUGCUAUUUAUUAAUCCUUUUAUUUAAUGCAGUAAUUACAUGUGUAAACCCAUAAUACAAAUAAACUUGAUUACCG
This is a messenger RNA of Callorhinchus milii (elephant shark), 2318 nucleotides long. RefSeq names its product salvador family WW domain containing protein 1 (gene sav1). The record is from RefSeq and is a predicted model, not a curated record. Gene Ontology annotation, biological process: hippo signaling; regulation of cell population proliferation; apoptotic process. The coding region runs from base 222 to 1391 and encodes 389 amino acids. Lineage: Eukaryota; Metazoa; Chordata; Chondrichthyes; Chimaeriformes; Callorhinchidae. Gene Ontology annotation, molecular function: protein binding; molecular adaptor activity. The transcript is spliced from 5 exons.